AUGGCAUCCUUCAAUGUUUAUUCUCCUCCUGCUGCUGCUGCUCCACCUCUCACUAAUAAGUACGAUGUGUUCAUCAGCUUCAACGGUAGGGACACGCGUAACGGUUUCACUAGCCAUCUUCAUGCCGCUCUAUGCAAAAACCAGAUCGAAACGUUCAUAGACUACAGAAUUGAAAAAGGUGGGGAGAUCUGGCAAGAACUCGUGGAAGCCAUCAGAGAGUCGAUGGUGUAUCUGGUCAUCUUCUCCGAACGCUAUGCACAGUCAAAGUGGUGCUUGCGGGAGCUCGUUGAGAUCAUGGAAUGCAAGAACAAGAAUGGAGACUACCAUGUCAUUCCUGUGUUCUACAAGAUUGAACCAAGCCAUGUUCGGAAGCAAACGGGCAGCUACUACUCCAUAUUUGCGGAAUAUGAGAGAAACUUGGACCAUGGCCUUGUUCGCCAGUGGAGAAAGGUACUCUUUGACGCUGCCAAUAUCUCCGGCUUCGAAUGCAACGGCCGCAGGACGGAGGCUGAGAUCAUUGAAGGCAUAGUCCGAAUGGUUGUGCAGAAAUUGAAUCACAAAUAUACAAAUGAACUCAGAAGUCCUUUUAUUCGAGAUCAAAACUAUGCAUGCAUUGAAGCUCUUCUGAAAAUGCAAUCAAGGGAAGUUCAAACCAUUGGAAUCUGGGGCAUGGGCGGUAUAGGUAAAACAACCCUUGCCGCUGCAAUUUUCAAGGAGUUCUCUUCCAAAUUUGAGGCUAGUUGUUUCUUGGAAAAUGUAAGAGAAGAAUCAUCAAAUCAAGGACUCAAUCACAUAUUCAAGAAACUCCUUUCUGAUUUGCUGGAGGAAAAGGUUCAUAUUAGCACUCCCAAAGUAAUAUCCUCAGCAAUCAUAAGUAGAUUAAGGCGUAAGAAAGUUUUCAUUGUACUAGACGAUGUCCAUACUUCUGAACUCUUAGAAACUUUGCUUGGAGUUGGCCAUGAUUAUCUAGGAUUUGGUAGCAAAGUGAUUGUGACAACCAGAGAUAAGCAUGUGCUUCAGGGAAGAGUGAUCAUACAUCACAUUCAUGAAGUAAAAGAAAUGAAUUUUGAGAACUCCCUUAAACUUUUCAGCUUAAAUGCCUUCAACAAGCAUUGUCCUGAAACUGAAUAUUUGGAUCUAUCAAUGAUAGCAGUUGCUUAUGCAAGUGGCAUCCCUUUAGCUUUGAAAGUUUUGGGAUCUUUUCUGCGAUCAAAAAGUUAUAAUGAAUGGGAGAGUGCAUUGGCAAAACUGAAAGCAGUUCCCAAUGGAGAUAUUCAGAAGGUAUUGAGAUGGAGUUUUCAUGAAUUGGAUGAUGCAGAAAAAAAUAUAUUUCUUGACAUUGCAUGUUUUUUCAAAGGGCAAAACCGAUAUAAAGUAACAAGGUUAUUGAAUGCCUGUGGUUUCUUUGCGGAGAUAGGGAUAAGAACCCUUUUAGACAAGGCUUUGAUAAGAAUAACAUUCAAUGAUAGUAUACAAAUGCAUGAUUUGAUACAGGAAAUGGGUCACAAAAUUGUCCAUGAAGAAUCCAUUAAGAACCCGGGAGGACGUAGUAGGUUGUGGAAAUCUGAAGAAGUUCGAGACAUAUUGAAAAAUAACAAAGGGACUGAUGCAAUUGAAACAAUAUUCUUGGAUAUGACUCAAAACACUGAUGACCUGUGCAUAAGUUCCCAGGCAUUUAGGAAGAUGCCAAACCUAAGGUUACUUGCUUUUGCAGAUAAUAAAGCUUUUCAGAGGAAGAAGAAGAGAACUAAUGAGAAACUAGACCUUCCAACAGAUCUUGAAUUGCCUAAUAAUUUGAGAUAUAUUCAGUGGGAUGGUUGUCCAUUGAAAUCUCUAACAACUAGUUGUUGGCCUAGUAAGCUUGUUGAGCUUUCCAUGCCAUACAGCAACGUUGAAAAACUUUGGGAUGGGGAACAGGUAUGUACAAAUAUUUUUCGGAAUGUAUACUGA
This is a messenger RNA of Arachis ipaensis, 1950 nucleotides long. Lineage: Eukaryota; Viridiplantae; Streptophyta; Magnoliopsida; Fabales; Fabaceae. The record is from RefSeq and is a predicted model, not a curated record.